GUUUUUUAAGAACAACACUAGGCACAGAGAUGAAUAAUUUUACGGUAAUGAAAUGUUUAAAUAUUUCUAAAACUGUCAUUUUUAGGAACAGCCGAAUUCCGUUCAUUUUAACACCUUUGGCAUAUCGAUGUCCUCGACUUCAAGUUCGGUGUUUACAUUUCUCUUCAUGUCAAAGUCAUCUUCGUGUUAGAGUUUGUCAACGAAAAGAAAUAGUGAGAUAUUGCAGUUCAGGCGGGAAUCAAAAUAUACCCAAAGAGAAAAUCUUGUAUUUUGUUUAUUUGUCCUUUGUGAUGGGAGGAUGCCUUUUCAUUGCCAUAAUUUUUCGAGAGUUGGGCGAGUCCAAACAGCGAUGGAAAGGGAUUGAGCGAAUAAAAGACGAUCUACAGACAGGUCGACCACAGAUGAUCAAAUACAAGGACACUGUUUUACCGAUGUUUGUAGAGAAAAUUCUGGACGACGUGGAAAACUUUGAGACUAACGAAAAAGACAUUUGGGUGGUAUCAUUUCCACGGUCAGGUACAACAUUAUUACAAGAGAUGGUGGACCUGGUAAAUUCUGAGGGAGAUUUUGUUCGUGUCCAAACGAUGCCACUAGAGGAAAGAUUCCCAUAUUUUGAAUAUUCCUAUCCUGGCAUCAAAAGUAUUCAGAAGAUGGAAUCGCCUCGUCUAAUCAAGUCACACCUACCUCUUAGUCUUCUGCCAAAGAGUGUUAGAGAGGGCAAGGCAAAGAUAAUAUAUGUUGCCAGAAAUCCAAAAGACACCUGUGUAUCAUACUUCCACUUCGUACAGCUCCUUAAACCCACAUUUAGGUUCAAUGGCAACUUUAAUGAUUUCUUCAACAGAUUCAUCAAUAACAAAGUUCCAUAUAGUCCCUGGUGGCGUCAUGUGAAGGAAUUUUGGGACAUCAGAGAUUCACCCAAUGUUCUGUUUCUGAAAUACGAGGACAUUGUUGAGGACAUGGGAGGUACUGUGAUAACAAUAGCAGAAUUUCUGGGCAAGGACAUUCACCCAAUGGAGAUAAAAAUGAUUGCUACACACUGUAGUUUUGAUGUGAUGAAAAUUAACCCAAAUCUGAAUUUUUCAUGGUGGAAGGAGGUGGGAAUAGCUGAUAAAAAAGGCCAGGAUUUCAUACGGAGAGGUAAAAUUGGUACAUGGCGUGAGAUGUUUAAUGUAGAUCAGAACCUAAAGAUGGAGACGAUGAAGUAUUUAAAGUUGAAUGAGUGCGGACUGAGAUUUAAUGAAGGAGAAGAGAAGCAGACAAAUACAACAGACGAGAAAUCCUAGCUAGGCAUAUCUUGUGAAAAUUAAAUGAAUUUGUGUCACACAGAAACCAGGAUAUCUCAGUCAACAGAUUAAUCUAUGAUGAAAACAAAACACCUUCUCUCAUAUAGAAUCUCUCAUACAUCUGUAAGCAAUAUUAAUGUUGUACAGAGGACUUGUAGUGAUCAGUAUCAAGUAUAGAUUCCAAUACUUGCUGGCAAUGUUAUCUAGAAUACCCUACGUCUGGGUCUGGUGAUGUCACUUAUCAUGUUACCAUUUACACUGUUAAUAUUUUUUCCUGGAACAACUAUCCUGGAAGUAACAGGGAGGUUAGUUAAGCUUUUGUAUUAUGGUUGGUGUAAAAAAAAUACAUAUAUUUGUAAAGUUGUUGACUUAUAUCUGAUGGAUAAGAUGGGUCAGCUUUUACUUCUCCAUGCAGGUUAAAAAGUCAAAUACCAAAUUUGUGCAUUUGUUUGUGACCAUGUGAGUGCAAACCAACAGGAAUGGAAUACCAUAGUGCCAACACACAAGAUAUAACUGGAAAAUUGAAUUCAGAAGGCAUCAGACAUCAUUGGGUUGAAUUAGCCUAUGGUUGAAUUGCCGAUUUUCGACUUUCUUUAGAUAAUUAACAAAAAAAAACGAGAGUAUUUGCUCGGUAUGUUGAGAAUAUGUACACAGAUAUGAAAAAAGUGAGAGAAACACUUUUUCAUAAAAAAAAUCCAAGAUGGCUACUUCGCAAGUCCCCGUGGUUGAAGACAUUGGCCGACAAAUAGACAGAACAACAAACAAAACGUGUUCCUUAUGGUUUUGGUUGGUUUUCGCAUUUACGGGAUUGUUCAUAGCUACCGGCGAUUGUAUAAUACCUAUAUUUAUAUGUUUGCUUAGUCACAUGGUAACGGGGAUCUUUCAUAUCGAGCCCCAAACAUACUUUCGACAUAUGCACUCUGUUGCCGCAUGGAAAACUAUUUCAAGUUUUGUCGGAAUUUCUUUACCUGUGGUUGUAAUGGUCGAGGGUUUUCCAGCGUCCUGUAAUACCCAAGGUAGUACAAGAUACUGGAGAUGUGCGCACACAUUCCCAUCGUUCUCUCUCCAACUGGGCACUGGCAGUAGUAGUCCUUUAUUGGGGCCUCAACAUCGGGUGAAACGGUGAACCGUAUCCAAACGUUAUAUUUCGUUUGGCUUUUGUGUCGAGAAUGUAUUUUCUUUCAAUUUACAACCACAUUCAGGCGGCGAUAUGAGAACGUUCCACCACAUGGAAUUAGCUGAUUUUUGGUACACAUAUGAAACAAGUAAAGCUCUAUCCGAUUUUCUGAUGGAAAUUUGCAUCCAAAAACUAUAUAACUGGAGAAAAUUGCAAAUUUAUGGCAUUUUUCUUCAUAAUUGUGCGCGUUUUCAUCCGUUAUGAAUAAAUACGAUGUUUUGGAAAUAUUUAUCAAAAGAAAUUUAUACUAUGUUGCGAAUUACAAUUUCGAGAUAACCUUUUAUUUACGAACUUAUGUCUUUGAUGCUGAGAUUGACAACUUUAUAAAAAUACAUUUUCACUGAAAUUAUGAAAUCUGGGUGUCGGAGAGGUGUAAAAUUAUUUUUCGGAAAAGAAAAAACAGUUGUUGAGCUAGAUAAGAAAUUAUAUGGGGGCAAGCUCCUAUGGAGAAUUAACAUUACUGGAAACAGGCCCUUUCACAAAAACCAAAGACAAGAUCAUUCUAUCUCCCCUCAGUUUUAUUAUUUCUUCAUCGGUUACAUUACCUUUUUGUCUGCUGACAAGGACCCGUCUGUGCAUCUCUUCUGAAUAUGAAAGCUCCACAUUGCUUUGACUGACAUUUGACAAUCUUCUUAUUGUUUAUGUUUUAUUUUAUUUUUAUACUCCUGUAAACAAGUAGAGAGAAGGUAGGUGUGGGCAGUUUUAUAGGAGUCAUAUUGUCUCU
Ylistrum balloti is the source of this 3184-nucleotide messenger RNA. Its product is annotated as sulfotransferase 4A1-like. Gene Ontology annotation, biological process: sulfation. Bases 30 to 1283 code for a protein of 417 amino acids. Gene Ontology annotation, cellular component: cytoplasm. Gene Ontology annotation, molecular function: sulfotransferase activity. Lineage: Eukaryota; Metazoa; Mollusca; Bivalvia; Pectinida; Pectinidae. The record is from RefSeq and is a predicted model, not a curated record. The transcript is spliced from 6 exons.